Messenger RNA from Osmerus eperlanus (European smelt), 5402 nucleotides. RefSeq names its product guanylate cyclase 2F, retinal (gene gucy2f). The transcript has 19 exons. Gene Ontology annotation, biological process: receptor guanylyl cyclase signaling pathway; intracellular signal transduction; protein phosphorylation. Gene Ontology annotation, molecular function: peptide receptor activity; protein kinase activity; adenylate cyclase activity. NCBI's taxonomy places the organism in Eukaryota, Metazoa, Chordata, Actinopteri, Osmeriformes, Osmeridae. The record is from RefSeq and is a predicted model, not a curated record. Bases 720 to 4049 code for a protein of 1109 amino acids. Gene Ontology annotation, cellular component: plasma membrane.
CCUACGUUUUACCCACGGGUCACUUUGAAGGGACUUUGAUUGAAUGGGCGUAGGUGAUCCUGACCUGGCAUAAUAGAUAUUGUCUUUGAAUUUUGUAGAAUUAUUUAUUAAUUCAGAAGAAGUCCAACAGCUUUAUGGGAAAUGUUGCUGCCUUUUUUAAUUAGUGAAACUCUUUAUUUAAUCCGUUGAGGAUCAGGGAAAUGAUUUGCUCCAUCCAAGAUAAUGAGAAGACGACGGUACAUAAUGCUAAACAGUUUUAGUGAUGCUGGACUGCUUUAAUAAAAUUAAGGAAACUUUUUAAAUUUGAGACAUGUUAGACAUGUUACCUGCGUUUGUAAUGUACGUGCGUGGUGUGACUUUGUAAACCCCUCAAGAGGUGCGAACAGCAGGGUCUAAGUAGCUCUCCAGGGUGCUGAAACGGUUUCCCUUCGAGACAGACAGAUCGGAGAUCCAGCCUCGCCCUUUACACAACAGGAAUAUGUUGUGUCUUUUCAUCGGCUGUGAAAUUUCACAAGAACUCACAGUGAGACUAUAAAGAUGACAGGAAGGAUUAGGUGAUCAAGAACUACUGGAAAUACAUGAGGUUUUGCCUCAUCGGACCACUUACCUGUCCUGCAGGCCCUGAAACGCUAUGGCUUACUUUGCAGGCAUCUUCAGAUUGUUUGAUGAUGCUUUCAUGUAACCUCAAAAUUCCCCAAUAAGGAUAUUUUGGAAAAACAAUGCAACAUAUUCCUCUACAUUUUGGAGGUGCGCUGUGGGAGUUAUCCAGCUAUCCCUGUGGUCCGAUAUACAAAAGCAGGCACAGCCUAGCGACUCUGCCGUUUUAUAAUUUCCUGCUAUGGGUCCUACUCGGGGUUUUGACAUUCCCAUGCUGUGUCCAGUGCUUGAUAUUCAAAGUAGGAGUCCUCGGGCCUUGGAACUGCGACCCCGUCUUUUCCAAGGCCUUGCCUGCUGUUGCUGCCAAACUUGCAGUGGGCAGGAUAAACGAGGACUUCAGCUUAGAUUUGGGUUGCAAAUUGGACUUUGUGAUCCUGCAAGAGCCGUGCGAAACUUCAAAAGCAUUGACAACAUUUGUUUACUAUGAGAAAACGGUCGAUGCGUUCGUGGGACCCACAAACCCCGGCUACUGUGACGCAGCAUCGCUUUUGUGCAAAAACUGGGAUAAAGGAUUAUUUUCUUGGGCUUGUAUUAACUAUGAGUUGGACCGGAUGAAGGGCUACCCUACAUUUGCAAGGACUUUACCUUCUCCCACCCGUGUGCUGUUCACCGUGUUAAAGUAUUUCAGAUGGGCUAACAUUGGCAUUGUCUCGUCCAAUGAGGAUAUAUGGAUGGACACAGCUAGUAAAGUUGCCAAUGCUCUUAGGAAUCGAGGACUACCUGUUGGCAUAGUGACUUCAAUGGGAAUAAAUGAAACGGAAAUUGAGAACACACUGGGGAGUAUUCAGGCGGCAGGGGACAUCAAAGUCAUCAUCAUGUGCAUGCACUCCGCUCUGAAUGGUGGCGAACAGCAGGUUAACUUCUUGUUGAAGGCCAACGAAAUGGGACUGACCGGGGGUCGCUACGUAUUUGUGCCCUACGAUACUCUUCUCUACAGCCUCCCGUACAACAACAUCUCCUACUUUCCACUCGUAAACAACAGCAAACUGCAGGAGGCCUACGAUGCUGUCCUUACCAUCACCGUGGCAUCAGACACUAUGUCCUUCAACGAGGCAUUCAACAUGGCCAAGAGAACUGAGGAACUCGCAAUUUAUGUUGAGCCUGAGCAGGUCAACCCCCUGUUUGGGACCAUAUACAAUGGUAUUUACCUGCUGGCCAAAGCCAUCCACAAUGCCAGGAGAGCUGGCCAGUGGCUCUCAGGAACCAACCUAGCCUACUUCACCCGAAACAUGACCUACAACGGCUUCAACCAGAAGAUCAUCAUAGAUACUGAGGGUGAAGGCCAGACCAACUACGUCAUCCUGGACUCAAAUGGGUGGGGCGGUAGGCUGUAUCGCGCCUACCUGGUCGACCUAAGCACAGAUAUGGUCCGGUUCGCGGGCAAGUCCAUUCACUUCCCAGGGGGUUCCCCUCCUGCCUCCGACUCCAGCUGUUGGUUCACCCCAGAUGCCAUCUGCAGUGGAGGAGUGGAUGUCACCUACGUCAUAGUGGUGUUUGCAGUCAUAGCUUUUCUGGCUGUUGGAGCACUUGGAGUGAGUCUGAUCGUAAGGAGGAGGAUUGAGCAGAUCCAGUUGGUCAAAGGACCCAAUAGGAUCCUUCUGACAUUGGAGGAUCUCACAUUCAUAAAUCCCCAACUUAGCAAGAGGAAAAUAACCUUAGAAGAUCUUAGCGAAUCGAAGAGUGCUAUGGACGAAAAGAGCACAAGGUCUAUAGACCCCUCCCACUCCGUUAACAGCUUGCAAACAGAAACUCAGGAGUCCACCAAUGUGGCCAUCUACGAAGGAGACUGGGUGUGGCUGAAGAAGUUUGAACAGGGUCAUUUCAAAGAGGUCAAGCAAAGCACCACAAAGAUCUUCACAAAGAUGAAGGACUUGCGGAAUGAAAACGUAAACCUUUUCUUGGGCUUCUUCUCCGAUGGUGAUAUUUUUGCCGUGGUGACGGAGCACUGUUCCCGAGGCAGUCUGCAGGACCUGCUGAAGAACGAUGAUGUCAAGCUAGACUGGAUGUUCAAGUCCUCGCUGUUGCUGGACCUGAUCAAGGGUAUGAAGUACCUUCAUCACAGAGAAUUCCCUCAUGGUCGACUGAAGUCUCGUAACUGCGUAGUAGAUGGGCGUUUUGUCCUGAAGAUCACGGACUAUGGCUUCAACGAGCUGCUAGAAUCCCAGAAAGCCCCCAAAACUGUAUCCCCACCUGAAGAGAUGUUUUGGACAGCUCCAGAGUUCCUCCGGGACCCAGAGAACGCUAGAAAGGGGACUUAUAAAGGAGACGUCUACAGCUUCGCCAUCAUACUCCAGGAGGUAGUGGUGAGAGGAUCCCCAUACUGCAUGCUGGGAUUGACUCCUGAGGAGAUCAUUAGGAAGGUGAAAAAGCCCCCUCCCAUGUGCAGGCCCACGGUGGCCCCCGACCAGGCCCCGCUGGAGUGUAUCCAGCUGAUGAAGCAGUGCUGGGGGGAGCAGCCUGACCGCAGACCAGCCUUCGACGAGAUCUUUGACCAGUUCAAACUGAUCAACAAGGGGAAGAAGACCAACAUCAUUGACUCGAUGCUGCGCAUGCUGGAGCAGUACUCCUCUAACCUGGAGGACCUGAUCAGGGAGAGGACCGAGGAGCUUGAGGUGGAGAAGCAGAGGACUGAGAAGCUGCUGUCUGAGAUGCUCCCUCCCUCUGUGGCAGAGGCGUUGAAGACAGGAGCCACGGUGGAGCCCGAGUACUUCGACCAGGUCACCAUCUACUUCAGCGACAUUGUGGGCUUCACCACCAUCUCAUCCCUCAGCGACCCCAUCGAGGUGGUGGACCUGCUCAAUGACCUCUACACGCUGUUCGACGCUGUGCUUAGCAACCAUGAUGUCUACAAGGUGGAGACCAUUGGAGAUGCCUACAUGGUGGCAUCAGGUCUGCCAAAGAGGAACGGCAACAAGCACGCAGCGGAGAUAGCCAACAUGUCCCUGAACAUCCUCAGCUCUGUGGGCACCUUUCAGAUGCGACACAUGCCCAAUGUACCCGUCAGGAUACGCAUUGGGAUACACUCAGGGUCGUGCGUUGCCGGGGUGGUUGGUCUCACCAUGCCUCGCUAUUGCCUUUUUGGAGACACAGUCAACACCGCCUCUCGAAUGGAAUCCACUGGGCUGCCUUAUAGAAUCCAUGUGAACAUGACCACUGUGAAGAUCCUUCACUCCCUGAAUGAUGGAUACAAGAUAGAUGUCAGGGGCAAGACAGAACUGAAGGGUAAAGGCAUAGAGGAGACGUACUGGCUAGUUGGGAAAUCAAACUUUACGAAGCCUUUGCCAAAGCCUCCAGAAAUCAAACCAGGGGACAACUGGCAAGCGAUGGUGACAGAAGAGAUCAAGUCCAUAUUUCGAAAGGCCAACAGGGAAGUGGACAAGCCUAAAAUCUGAGUGGAAGAACAACAGAGUCUGAGAGUGAAAGAUAGAUAGAGAAGAGAGGGAGUCAAAUUCAAAAGAAGAAGAGGACACAUCCUUAGGCAGAAGGAGGGAUGAGGGCCGACUGACAGGAAGGAAGAACAGAGGGCAUGGGCCAGGCUGCUCACCUCAGCUUACAUGGGACUCCUUUAAUAGGAUUGCCUGUUCUCUGGCUAAUCUGCUUGUGUCCAGCGUAGCAGAAAGGGAGAGUACUAAUGAAAUGAAAGUUGCUGUAUUACUGGUGCGCAACGGGGGAACGUGUAUAUCUCCUUAACAGUGAAUGCUCUUACUCCUCUCUGCCAUCAUUGGCCACUAAGUGGCCUCGCAACGGGACCCCCCCCCCCCCCCCCAUGUUCAAUUGGACGAUCGACCAUUCACCUCCUGUACCAUAGCUUUAAUGCCAAACAGUCCCUGUUUGGCACUGUUUUAAAUGUUAUCAGUCUUUUAGAAUUUGUCAAGAGGACUGUGGGGUCUGCACACAUGCAAGGCUUCGGAUAGAAUGUCAGAAUGCUAGUCAUGGCUAGAUGUGGUUAAAAUAUAUAAGGGUAAAUAGAUUUAUGUAAGGGUAGCACUUCAAAAUUUAGUAUGACUUUGUCUGAAUAACAAAAUUGUUUAAUAAUACUCCUGAAAACACAAGGGUAAAGAUGUUGUUUCCUCUGAACGGUGCGUUCCUACAUGUAAUGUUAUUGUGUUAAAAUGGCAUGUAUCAUGAUAGUUUGUUUAAAUGUUUCUGUAAGCUGUGUGAAUGCAUUCUAAACCUUCAUUUAAAAAAAUGUAUGACACAUCAUUCAUUGACGCCAGGAUCAUGUUACUGUAAAUAUUGCGGAUAUAGUGAAGGACCUGUCAAUGCCUACUUUGACUAAUGGCAAUGGCAGGUACACAGGAAGGGCAGCGUGUGACCCAGCAUUGUUGCCCCUCCUUGUUGCUGCCUUCAUUGACAAGAGCUCCACCUCUUGUCAGAUUUGAGACAUUGCUUGUGCAAGAGAACUGAAUGUACUUCAUCUGUCUUUGAAAGACUAGGCCUACCUUAAUAAUAUGCUAGGAUAGAGAAUAUAAUCAGAGCAAGAAAUAUAUUUAAGAGCAAAACAAUUCAAGCAAUAAUACUGCUCAGUACAUAUUUGUGGAUAAUUGGAGAAAUAACUCUCUCAUGUAAAUUCAAGCACAUUAUUUGAUGUUUGUAUAUAUUUCAUACAGAUCUAGAUAGACUGUAAGGACUUUACUGUACAUACUGUAAAACAUUGUCCAGAUUCAUUAUAUGUUGUUAUUUGUCUUGGAUGUUUAUAAAAGACAAAUGUAAAUAUGGCAUAUUUAAUUAAAUAAAUCAUGGAU